Molecule: messenger RNA, 2171 nt
Organism: Diceros bicornis minor
Lineage: Eukaryota; Metazoa; Chordata; Mammalia; Perissodactyla; Rhinocerotidae
Gene: USP51
Product: ubiquitin specific peptidase 51
Exons: 1
Coding region: 1-2118 (705 amino acids)
Biological process (GO): protein deubiquitination
Molecular function (GO): zinc ion binding; cysteine-type deubiquitinase activity
Source: RefSeq, a predicted model, not a curated record
AUGGCCCAAGUUCAAGAAGCUUCCUUGCCCUCCAGCUCUUGGGUCUGCUGGAGCUCCGGAGGUGGGGGAGGAGCAUCGCCCGAGGAGGCGGUGGAGAAGGCUGGGGACACGGAGGAGGAGGCAGUGGGGGCGGCGAAGGUGUGUUCAGGCCAGGGAGCUGAGGAGAUGAAGCUGGAGCCACUACAAGAGCGUAAGCCCGCGCCUGAGGAGAACUUGACAUGGAGUGGCAGCGGCGGCGACGAGAAGGUGCUCCCUUCUACUCCCCCUCGCUGUCAGAGCAGCUGCUCAUCCCUUUGCCCGCGCCGCAAGCCUCGCCCUCGGCCCCAGCCCCCUGCCCGCUCCCGAGGCCCCCCCGGGCCUUCGGCCCUACCCCUGCCUCCAGCCGGUCCUUUCCCUCUAUCUCUGCCCCUGCCCCGUCGCUGGCGCAGAUCUCGGCGUAGAUCUCGGCCAGGGUCCAGGCCCCAGACAUGGCGAAGCUGUUCUGGUGACCUGGGCGGCUCUGGGGAUCGAGGUGGCUUAGGGGACUGGUUGCUGGAGUUGGAGUUUGAUCAGGGUCCCACAGGCUGCUCUCAUGUGGAGAGCUUUAAAGUAGUUAAGAACUGGAAGAAGAACCUGCGGUUGAUCUACCAGCGUUUUGUUUGGAGUGGGACCCCAGAGACUAGGAAACAUAAGGCAAAGUCGUGCAUCUGUCAUGUGUGUAGUACCCAUAUGAACAGACUCCACUCUUGUCUCACCUGUGUCUUUUUUGGCUGCUUUACCGAGAAACAUAUUCACAAACAUGCGGAAACAAAACAGCACAAUUUAGCUGUAGACCUCUAUCAUGGAGUUGUAUAUUGCUUCAUGUGUAAGGAUUACAUAUGUGACAAAGACAUAGAACAGAUUGCCAAAGAAACGAAAGAGAAAAUUUUGAAAUUAUUAAUUUCCACCUCAACAGAUUUUUCUCAACAACAGUGUAUGACAUCAGGUGUUGAAGAGAAGCAAUCAACCUGUGAAUCAAAGGAACAGGAGCCAAAACUGGUGAAACCCAAGAAAAAGAGGAGAAAAAUGUCAGUCUAUACUGUAGGCCUGAGAGGGCUGAUCAAUCUUGGGAACACUUGCUUUAUGAAUUGUAUUGUCCAGGCACUUACCCAUAUUCCUCUACUGAAAGAUUUCUUCCUCUCUGACAAGCACAAAUGUAUAAUGACAAGCCCCAGCUUGUGUCUUGUCUGUGAAAUGUCUUCGCUUUUUCAUGCUAUGUACUCUGGGAGCCGAACUCCUCACAUUCCCUAUAAAUUGCUGCACCUGAUAUGGAUUCAUGCAGAACACUUAGCAGGGUACAGGCAGCAGGAUGCCCACGAGUUCCUUAUUGCAAUAUUAGAUGUGCUGCAUAGACACAGCAAAGAUGAUAGUGUUGGGCAGGAGGCCAAUAACCCCAACUGCUGUAACUGCAUCAUAGACCAAAUCUUUACAGGUGGCUUGCAGUCAGAUGUCACAUGUCAAGCUUGCCAUAGUGUCUCCGCCACAAUAGACCCAUGCUGGGACAUCAGUUUGGAUUUGCCUGGCUCUUGUGCCACGUUCCGUUCCCAGAGUCCAGAAAGGAAUGACAGCACAGUGAGUAGGGAUGACCACAUACCAGGAAUCCCCUCACUAACAGACUGCCUACAGUGGUUUACAAGGCCAGAACACCUCGGAAGGAGUGCCAAAAUCAAAUGCAGUAGUUGCCAAAGCUACCAGGAAUCUACCAAACAACUCACAAUGAAGAAAUUACCCAUUGUGGCCUGUUUUCAUCUCAAGCGGUUUGAACAUGUUGGCAAACAGAGGCAAAAGAUUAAUACUUUUAUCUCCUUUCCCUUGGACCUGGACAUGACUCCAUUUUUGGCCUCCACUAAAGAGAACAGAAUGGAAGAAGGCCAGCCACCAACAGAUUGUGCACCCAAGAAGAAUAAGUAUUCUUUGUUUGCAGUGAUUAAUCACCAUGGAACUUUGGAAAGUGGACACUACACCAGCUUUAUCCGGCAACAAAAGGACCAGUGGUUCAGCUGUGAUGAUGCUGUCAUCACCAAGGCUACCAUUGAGGACUUACUCUACAGUGAAGGAUAUUUACUAUUCUAUCACAAACAGGGUCUAGAGAAAGACUAGUCUUAUCAGACCACUUACCAAAAAAAAGUAAAAGAAAUGAAUAGGCAAGGAUC